This is a messenger RNA of Oppia nitens, 1068 nucleotides long. RefSeq lists its product as uncharacterized. The transcript has a single exon. The record is from RefSeq and is a predicted model, not a curated record. Gene Ontology annotation, molecular function: DNA binding. Lineage: Eukaryota; Metazoa; Arthropoda; Arachnida; Sarcoptiformes; Oppiidae. Gene Ontology annotation, biological process: DNA integration; DNA transposition. Bases 1 to 1068 code for a protein of 355 amino acids.
AUGUAUAGUGAUAGGGAAGUGUUACGGCAAAAAAUUAAAUUACUUAGUGACCAGGGUAUGUCCGCGGGGAGGGUCGCAAGGGAGCUCAACUGUAACAUCAAAACAGUCAAGAAGUGGUCAAAUCAGGACAAUUUUCGGCAUAAAUACAACACAAUUCAACGCAAGAAAAUGACACCAAACACCAAGAGAAGGGUCAGCAAUGAAUUAAAAGACAAAGUUGGGGGCAGUUUGCGAAAAUGCGUCCGUAAACUCAAUAUGUCCAGUGAUUACAUUAACCGCGACAAAACUAUCUCAAGACGGACAGUUCAAAGGUAUCUAAAAUCAACAAAAUGGGGAUCAAUUGCAAGAAAAAUGAAAGUAAAGCCACUAUUGACCCCCAAAAAUAUUGCUGAUCGCUUAAAAUUUGCAAAUAUGGUUACCAGUGCCGGGUAUUGUGAUAAUACCCGAAGGGGGCGGGAACUUCGGGAAAACGUCCUAUGGACGGAUGAAUCACCAAUUGAACUAUUUCCGAAGUUAAAUCAUCAAAAUACCCGUAUUAGGACAUCAGAUAAGACAAAACAAAUUGUUGGCCGACCUAAAUUUCCAUUAAAAAUCAUGGUCGCGGGUGGUAUCACAGCUAGUGGGAAAACAGAGCUAUAUGUCUGUCCGCCAAAAGAGACUAUCGGUGGACAGGUUUAUGAAUCUAAAAUAUUACCAUUAUAUUUAGAUGCCAUUAAUGAUCCAUUAACGAUCGGUAACAAAAGAAAGGCCACACUUUGUCAGGAUAGUGCCCCUGGCCACAAUAUCCGAUCGGUAAUUAACAAAAUAACAUCAACAUAUCCGAACUCUUGGACUGUCGGUAAAUGGCCGGGAAAUUCUCCGGAUUUUAACUUAAUUGAACCCGUUUGGAGUGUACUUAAGGAUUCCGUACACAAAAAUCCAAUUCCCAAAAAUCGGGAUCAAUUAAUUAGAAGAGUUCGGGAAACUUGGAAUUCCCUAAAUCCCGACUAUUUAAAAAAACUUGUCCACUCAUUCCCGAACCGCAUCAAACAGGCUAUUGACAAUUGCGGAGGAAAUACUGACUAUUAA